Molecule: messenger RNA, 2052 nt
Organism: Phycodurus eques (leafy seadragon)
Lineage: Eukaryota; Metazoa; Chordata; Actinopteri; Syngnathiformes; Syngnathidae
Product: E3 SUMO-protein ligase ZBED1-like
Exons: 2
Coding region: 15-1886 (623 amino acids)
Molecular function (GO): DNA binding; protein dimerization activity
Source: RefSeq, a predicted model, not a curated record
GGUAAGGCGACAAGAUGGCGGAGUCUCAGGAGGAAACAGUUCGUAAAAGGCAGCGAAUGUCCAAGGUUUGGGAUCAUUUCAUACUUAAAAAAGAAGAUAGAAAAGUGCAAUGUGUCUACUGCAACGUAGACCUUGCGUACCACAACAGCACGACUGUGAUGAUGCAACAUCUGAUCCGAAAGCAUCCCGUUAGCGUUAGCUCAACAAGCAUUGCCUCUGACACAAGCACAUCACAGCGGCCCAUAGACGGCGUUGUUCGCCCAACUCCAUCAUGCACUGUUGAAGAAGCUGACUUGCUAACAGAGAGCAUUUUGAAAAUGCUGGUCACUGAUAUGCACCCAUUGUCCAUGGUGGAGGACAAGGGAUUUAAAAAGAUGAUUUCAGCUUUCAACCCGAACUACAGCAUGCCAUCAAGACUUCAUUUCACAAGUCUAAUGGAGAUGAAGCACCAACAAAUAACAGAGAAAUUGAAAACUGUCCUUCAGGACAUGGAGUGUGUUGCAUUGACCAUUGACAUCUGGACUAGUGAUGCCACAGAGGGUUAUCUCAGGGUGGCCUGUCACUUCCUGGGGGAAGAUUGGGAGAUGAAGUCCUUCUCUCUAACAGCAAUGCCCCUCAAAGAGAGUCACACAGCUGCCAAUAUUGCAGAUUGGCUGGAGGAGACAACUGACAAAUUUCAUAUUCCAUUCCCUAAGGUGAAGGCAGUUAUCCAUAAUAAUGGGGCCGAUGUGGUGGCAGCAGCAGUCAUUUUGAAGGAAAGGCAUGGCUGGGCUUCUGUGAGGUGCUCCGGGCACACACUGAAUUUAGUUGUACAGAGCACACUUACAAACUGUAAAACCAUUGCCAAUUGUGUGGCUUCUGCGAGAACCCUGGUUGAACACAUCAAGAAGAGUGAACUGGCCUGUACCAAACUUAGAGAGAAGCAGCAACAAAUGGGAAUGCCAACAAUAAUGUUGAUUCGGGAUGCAAGUACGAGGUGGAACAGCACGUAUCGCAUGUUGUCCAGGCUCCUUGGACAAAGAUGGCCCGUGACUGCAGCGCUUUCUGAUCCUGCAGUCAAUUCAAGUGCCGAACACCACCACCCGGAUCUAAAGCCAGAGCAUUGGAACCUCAGUGAGGAGCUGACUCGGGUCCUUGGGCCAUUUGAAAGAGUAACAGAGUUUCUGCAUGGGGAACAAUACGUUACUCUCUCUGCUCUUCCACAGCUAGUCCACAACCUAAAGAAAGUCACACUGAGUUCAACAUUUGAAACUGCCUCAGUAACUGCAUUCCAGGCUCAAGUGGCAGAACAGAUCACAGAGAGUUGGCAAGAACUGUUUUUAUUUCAACCUGAAGCUCCGAACACUGUCGUCCUGGCUGCUGCCUUGGACCCAAGGUUUAGAAAACUGAAGUUCUUGCCUGCUGAAGAUGUGUUUAAGGUCCAAAGUACAAUUCAAUCCAUGGCACUAGCUGUUAAAAAGGAAGAAAGGUGGUUAAAUGAAAGCGGAAAUGAAGCCACCACCACAUUAGAAGGCCAUUCAGCUCCCAAAAAAGAUGGCUCAUUCGUCAACAGUAUACUGGAUUCGUCAUCAGACUCCAACACCAGUGAUGAGGAGGGUGAGGAUGAGCAGCUAAGUCAAGCGGUGCAGAAGGAAGUCUUUCUGUAUUUUGGAGAACAUCCUCUCUCCAAGAAGGAGAAUCCAUUGCCGUGGUGGAAAACAAAUGCAGCACGAUAUCCGACCCUGGCAAAGCUGGCAAAGUCUUUUUUGGGUAUCCCAGCAACAAUGACACCAUCAGAGCGUUUGUUCUCUGCUACUGGGAACAUUGUCUCAAAGCGCAAGGCCAGUCUUAGUUCUGAGCAUCUUGAUAUGUUGACUUUUCUCCAUUGUAAUCGUAUGCUCUUGUAAAAGCUUGCAGUUGCACAGAAAUGCAUCAAGAAAAAACACACUCUUGUCUCGCUCUCACACAAACAUACACAUGCUCACAGCCCCUAACUACCUCAUCUAGGUACCUUUGGAAGUUGGUUUUGUGAUUACAGCUACUAAGCCCAAAUGGCAUGGAAUUUAAUUUGUA